AUGCGCGCCGCCAAUCAUGUGUUCCGUUACUGCAGAUCCGGCCCGAAGCGGGUCAAACGGUGGGGGUCCAGUAGUGUUGGCACCCCCCUCUUACCGCCCCCAUUUACUGCCGGCAAAAUUAGCCCGUUGAAAUCGCGUCCCAUCGCGUCAAAUACAAAUUAUUAUGAAAGUCCUAUAUCUUUAUAUUUUUCACCAAAAAUCAUGGCUCCUCGACGUCGUACAGCGCGUAAAGAACUAGACCCUUGUAUGAGAGCUCGGAUAUGUGAGCUUCAUACAAGCGCGCGCUGGGGCUAUAAACGAAUUCAUAAAGCGCACCCAGAGAUCCCUAUAUCAACUAUUCGCAAUACAAUCAAAAAAGAGCAUCAACGGGUUAAUCAACGCUCAUUACCUCGCUCUGGGCAGCCUAGCAAACUAUCAUCUGAGCAAAAAGAGAACCUCGUUCAGCUUACAAAAGAGAAUCCUCAUAUUAAAUUUUAUGAGCUUCAAGAAUCGGUGGAUAUGCGAUGUUCAAAGACUACUAUCCGUCGAGCAUUCCGCAAUCUUCAUAUGAGGAAAUGGCUACAACGAGACCGCCCUGAAAUCCUUCCUCAGAAUGCAGAAAAAAGGCUUCAAUGGGCACAGAGGUAUGCUCAUUUUACACCUACAGAUUGGCAACGUGUAAUAUGGAGUGACGAAUCUACAGUUGAACGAGGCAAAGGAGGUCAAUUGAUUUGGACUUGGAAUGAUCCUAGUGAGCAACUAGUUGAGCAUGACGUACGUGAGAUUCGUACUGGGAAAAGCAUCAAAAAGAUGUUUUGGGCUGCAUUUCAAUAUAAUAUCCGUACGAGCUUAGUUCCAUUAACCUCGGAUGGAUCAUCUCGUGGAGGAGGUAUCUCUGCGACAGUUAUACGCCAAACUUAUAUGGACCAGCUUCCAGAGUUACUUGAGAAUGGAGAUAUCUUUAUGCAAGAUAAUGCGCCUGUUUAUACAGCUCAUAUUAUUCGUGACUUACUUCAAGAAAUGCAAGUUGAAGUAAUGAUUUGGCCGCCAUAUUCACCGGAUUUGAAUCCUAUCGAGAAUCUAUGGGCAAUUAUGAAAACAAUCAUCCGCCAGGAUCAUCCUGAGCUAGAAAAUGCACCGGAUAAUGAUACUACGUUAUGCGCAUUAAUACAAGCAGGCAUAGAGGCAUGGGAAUCAAUCGGGGAGCGCGUGCUUCAAAAUUUAAGCGACUCUAUGCCUCAUAGAGUGCAGGCAGUACUAAACGCAGAUGGCUGGUAUACAAAAUAUUAG
Molecule: messenger RNA, 1269 nt
Organism: Talaromyces stipitatus ATCC 10500
Lineage: Eukaryota; Fungi; Ascomycota; Eurotiomycetes; Eurotiales; Trichocomaceae
Product: transposable element tc3 transposase, putative
Exons: 2
Coding region: 1-1269 (422 amino acids)
Biological process (GO): DNA transposition; DNA integration
Molecular function (GO): DNA binding
Source: RefSeq, a predicted model, not a curated record